Molecule: messenger RNA, 2624 nt
Organism: Sinocyclocheilus anshuiensis
Lineage: Eukaryota; Metazoa; Chordata; Actinopteri; Cypriniformes; Cyprinidae
Gene: ttll9
Product: tubulin tyrosine ligase-like family, member 9
Exons: 14
Coding region: 1-1323 (440 amino acids)
Biological process (GO): microtubule cytoskeleton organization; protein polyglutamylation
Cellular component (GO): ciliary basal body
Molecular function (GO): tubulin binding; tubulin-glutamic acid ligase activity
Source: RefSeq, a predicted model, not a curated record
AUGUCUAAGAAUAAGACUCACCUUAAACUGCAGACAGCUGGACCUAAAGGGGCCUACAGUUCACAGAAGAAGAAGGAAGGCGAGGGAAGGAGCUGUAUACGGUACAGAUGUGGCCUGACCAACACUAUACAGGAUGUCCUAAACCAGAGACCAGGCUGGGUAGAGGUGAAAGAUGAUAGCGAUUGGGACUUUAACUGGUGUGAUGUUGGGUGGCUAAGAGAGAACUUUGAUCACUCGUACAUGGAGGAACAUGUGCGGAUAUGUCACUUCCGCAACCACUACGAGCUGACCCGUAAGAACCUGAUGGUAAAAAACCUGAAGAGAUAUAGAAAAACUUUAGAGCGGGAGGCUGGGCGUUUAGAGGCGUCCAAAUGCGACUUUUUCCCCUGUACGUUUGUGCUGCCCAGUGAGUAUCACAUCUUUGUAGAAGAGUUUAAGAGAAGCCCCGGGAGCACCUGGAUCAUGAAGCCUGUGGCACGAUCACAGGGGAAAGGAAUUUUUCUGUUUCGAAAACUCAAAGAUAUCAUAGAUUGGAAGAAGGAUGGGUCCCGCUCUGAAGAACAGAAAGAUGAGGCUCAAGUUGAGAGCUAUGUCGCUCAGCGCUACAUUGAGAAUCCCUACCUCAUAGCUGGGAGAAAAUUUGACUUGAGAGUCUAUGUUCUUGUCACAUCAUAUAUUCCAUUGAAGGCCUGGCUGUAUCGUGAUGGUUUUGCUCGAUUUUCCAACACCAGGUUCUCUCUUAGCAGCAUAGACGAUCAGUACGUUCAUCUCACUAAUGUUGCAGUGCAAAAAACAUCUCCUGAUUAUGAUCCUGAGAAGGGUUGUAAGUGGCAGAUGCAGCAGCUACGGCAGUACCUGACCGCUAAGCAUGGUUUCGAGACAGUGCAGACUCUAUUUAAAGAAAUUGACAACAUAUUUAUUCGCAGCCUGCUUAGUGUUCAGAAGACCAUCAUCAAUGACAAACACUGUUUUGAGUUGUAUGGAUAUGACAUACUACUGGACCAGGAUUUAAAGCCGUGGCUAAUUGAAGUGAACGCUUCACCCUCCCUCACAGCCAGCAGUCAGGAGGACUAUGAGCUAAAAUACAGACUGCUGGAGGACACCUUGCACAUUGUAGACAUGGAAGGCCGUCUGACAGGCAAGGAGAAGAGGGUUGGCGGAUUUGACCUAAUGUGGAACGAUGGACCUGUCUACACGGAUGUCGGACUAGAGACUCUGGGUAGUUCUUGCCUCGUGGCAAAUACACAUCUCGGCUGCGUGAAUGAUCGCCAGAAACAGCUUCAACAGCUUUUAAAGCCUUUCCCAGGACAGAAGAGGACAUGACAACAUGCAAAUGACAUCAAAUUAGUGUGACAAACUAUUCAUGACAAUCACACAAAUACCCACAAUUGUUAUAAUAUGCACCUAAGGAUUCAGACGAUUGUAAAUAGGAGCAUUUAAAUACCCAGAAGGCAUGGCAAAGUCACUGAAAAUUUUCAUUCACAACCUGAAAAUGACACUGUCUGUGCUUGUUCUGGUUUAAUGAGAAUAAAAUGACGGUAUCAAUUUCCACAUUAAAAUAAAUACUGUAGACAGAGGCUUUGAUGAUGUAAUGAAAACUCUUUAUUUUGUAUCUCAUAAAAAUAGCUGCAUUCAACUCUACCAAAAACUCCCAGCAAAAUAAAAGCACAAUCUGACAAUGAUAGGACAAAAGUAGAUUGUUGUGUGUUUUUGCCUGAUAAGGGAACUUGACACAGUACAUAACAUACAAGAUGAAAUGGUGCUACAUACAGUACAUCAAGUAUGGAAAUGUGGUACCAUGUACUGUAUGGCCUCAACCUGUACCAACUUUCAAGUCAUAUUCAAGUGCCUUGACAAUGCAUUACAGUACAUAUAAAACCACUACCAUCAUUGUUCCUGUAAAAAUAAACAAAACAUGCUAUAUUUAGAGACAUGAAGUACAAUGUAAUCACCUGAAAGGUUCUCAAUAAGUAAACAAACAUAGAUAACCUUGACCAUAAUAUCUUAACAGAUUACAGCUCAGGUCCUUCUCCAGCAACACACCACAAAACCACCAUAAGCAAUCCUAACAAUUCACAAUUCAACUACAUCUAACUCACUGAAAACCUAAGUAAUGAGUUCCAAAACAUUCAAAGAUAAAACAUUCUUAUUUAACUUAAUACAUGUCAACUCAUUGGUUUAAUAAAUAACAAGAAAAGAAGUCCUUGUAAAUAGCACUUUACAAAAAUAUAGUCAUUACAAAACAUUCAUUAUUCAUCUCAAAAAAUAUACAUUCUUUGACCAAUAGUGCUUACUAGACAAAGCCAGACGCUGCCAUUCUCAGCCAUACCUCCCUCAAAUAAGAGAUAUGUGCACACUUGAUUUAAGUACAUUUAUUUCAUUUCAUAGAGGAUUUGUGCGUACAGUAUGUAAAGAUAACCUGCUUUUGUGUACUUAGGCAGAUAAAAUAAAUAUAUCUUAUUCAAGAAAUGCACUUUAAAGUUCUAAUGAAACAAUGACGAUGAAAAGGCAUGAUUUCUAAAGAGAAGGAUAAGUUUUUUUUGACAGUGUGGUCACAUUUGCAGUUGUCCGGCAAAUUUUCAUAGGCAAAAUCCAAGCAUUUUAAUCAGAAUCCAUGCGAUCCU